Messenger RNA from Prunus mume (Japanese apricot), 1402 nucleotides. RefSeq names its product Late embryogenesis abundant (LEA) hydroxyproline-rich glycoprotein family. Gene Ontology annotation, biological process: defense response to other organism. Gene Ontology annotation, cellular component: plasmodesma; plasma membrane. Lineage: Eukaryota; Viridiplantae; Streptophyta; Magnoliopsida; Rosales; Rosaceae. The record is from RefSeq and is a predicted model, not a curated record.
AGUCCCACGAGGAGUCAAAAGUCCAAGAGAGAGCAAAAUUAUUGCUUAGCCCUGCUUCCCAGUGCUCUCUUUAUUAACCCCAUCAUCUCCCUCCUCUUGCUUAGCCCUGUAAAUCCUCUCUCUCUCUCUCUCUCUCUGAAAACCAAUCUCUUAUCUCUUCCUGCAAAUGUCUCAAGCCCUCACAAAAUCUCCUAAACACUGUGGCAAUAAGCAAGGACUGAACAUUGGAAAGCUCUACAAGAAGCUAUUCCUGGUAUUCUCUACACUUUCCACCACAAUUCUGUCUAUCAUAUUACUUGUUUGGCUUAUCCUGCACCCCACCAAACCAGAGUUCUCACUCAAAGAAGCCGAUAUCUACCAGCUCAACCUCUCAGGCAGCCACCUUCUCAACUCCUCUGUUCAGCUCACUCUGCUUUCCAAGAACCCAAACCAGAAAGUUGGGAUUUACUACGACGAGCUUAAAGUGUAUGCUGCAUACAAGGGUCAACAAAUCACUGUUUACACUUCUCUUCCUCCCUUCUACCAAGGACAUGAAGAUAGCAAUGUCUUGACAGCUUCUUUGGUGGGAACGGGUCUGCCUGUGGCUCCCUCCUUCGGUUAUGAAGUGGGGCGUGACCAAACAGCUGGUAGACUGGUUUUAAACCUCAAAGUGAUCGGGAGGCUACGAUGGAAGGUCGGGACUUGGGUCUCCGGGAAGUACAGAGUGAACGUGGACUGUCUUGCUGUCAUGGCUUUUGGUCCUUCUAUCCCAACUGGUCCACUCACUUCAAGGCAAGGAACUCAGUGUUCUACCACCGUCUGAAAUACUACUUGAUCUACUUCUAACAUGACAUCAUGACUGGCGUGCCUACAUUUUUUUUCUUUCUAUAUAUUGAUUGGUUUUUUAUUAAUAUUUGGUUGGUCAUGUUGAUCACUUCUGUAUCUUGCUCUGUUCCUCUGAAGUGUUUGUAAAUUAGCAAUCAUAUAUGAUUGAUAUAUAGGACUGCAUGUGUUGAUCAUAUAUAAGUGAGAAUGAAAAGCUUGCCUAACUCUGUUGUAUCUUAAGGCCAAAAGUGAUGAGAAGAGAAACUCAGAAAAGGGAUGUUGCCAUAGAUUCUUUUUUGAGUAGUGGGUUUAAUUUUGACAAGGCAAGGAUGGAUGAGGAGUUGUUGCUGUUCUGCUUUGCUACUUUGCUUGUGCUUGUGGGCAUGACGAGGAGAAAGGAAGGAUUGCCGGAAAAAGACAUAAAAGAGGUAAUGAUAGGUGAGAUGCCAACGAGAAAAAGAAGAGAAAAAGGAGAGAAAUCCAUUAUUUUCUUCGUUAAGGAAUCUCCAAAUUUGCACUUCAACCCUCGCCUUUAAAUUAGUAAUCACAUGAAAAUGGCUUAAUGCAUAUAUGGACUCUUUCUUUGCCUCUUUUGGCA